CGCCUCUUCUACCCCUGGUGAUAUCAAUAUCACUUCACUGCUCUACAAUUCCAGUAUCUAUAGCUCUUCUCUUAUCUAUAAUAUCCGGAGAUAUCCUCCCAUCACUUUCGCGGAAUAUAAUACAUCAUCAUGGAUGAAUCAGGUCUCCCGCCCGGCUGGGAAGUCCGCCACUCAAACUCCAAAAACCUCCCUUACUACUUCAACCCCACAACCAAAGAAUCCAGAUGGGAACCCCCCGCCGAUACCGACACCGACAAGCUCAAAGUAUACAUGGCACAGCAUCACAGCGGACCUGCUGACCGUUACACAUUAGGCGGCGCCGGCGGCGGCCCUGUUGAGGGCAAGAUCCGCGCCAGCCAUCUUCUUAUCAAGCACCGUGGCAGUCGACGGCCCAGCAGCUGGCGGGAGUCGGAGAUCACGCGCUCCAAGGAGGAGGCGUUGGAGAUCUUGCGCGGGCAUGAGGAGCGUAUCAGAGCUGGGGAGACGACGUUGGGGGAUAUUGCCAUGUCGGAGUCGGAUUGUAGUAGUGCGAGGAAGAAGGGGGAUUUGGGUUUCUUCGGCCGAGGUGAAAUGCAAGCUGAAUUCGAAGAAGCGGCUUUUGCUCUUAAGCCGGGACAGGUCAGCGGGAUUGUCGAGACAGCUUCUGGGGUUCAUCUCAUUGAACGUGUUCAAUGA
This is a messenger RNA of Blastomyces gilchristii SLH14081, 675 nucleotides long. RefSeq names its product peptidyl-prolyl cis-trans isomerase ssp-1. Lineage: Eukaryota; Fungi; Ascomycota; Eurotiomycetes; Onygenales; Ajellomycetaceae. The transcript has 4 exons. The coding region runs from base 130 to 675 and encodes 181 amino acids. The record is from RefSeq and is a predicted model, not a curated record. Gene Ontology annotation, molecular function: protein binding; peptidyl-prolyl cis-trans isomerase activity. Gene Ontology annotation, cellular component: nucleus; cytosol.